CCUAGCCCGCGGAGUGCAAAGCGCGCACGGAGUACACGGAGUAUCUGGACUGAGCAGACAAGCGGAUCCCGAGAGGAGCAGUCACCAUGUGCGGAAUCUUUGCUUACAUGAACUACAGAGUCCCUCGGACAAGGAAGGAAAUUUUUGAAACCCUCAUCAAGGGCCUGCAGAGGCUUGAGUACAGAGGCUACGAUUCAGCAGGUGUGGCCAUUGAUGGGAAUAAUCAUGAAGUCAAAGAAAGACAUAUUCAGCUAGUCAAGAAAAAGGGAAAAGUCAAGGCUCUGGAUGAAGAACUUUACAGACAAGACAGCAUGGAUUUAAAGGUGGAGUUCGAGACACACUUUGGUAUUGCCCACACACGCUGGGCCACCCAUGGGGUCCCCAAUGCUGUCAACAGCCACCCACAGCGCUCAGACAAAGGCAAUGAAUUUGUCGUCAUCCAUAAUGGGAUCAUCACGAAUUACAAAGAUCUGAGGAAAUUUCUGGAAAGCAAAGGCUAUGAAUUUGAGUCAGAAACAGACACCGAGACCAUUGCCAAGCUGAUUAAGUAUGUGUUUGACAACAGAGAAACUGAUGACAUUACAUUUUCAACACUGGUCGAGAGAGUCAUUCAACAGUUGGAAGGUGCAUUUGCUUUGGUUUUCAAGAGCAUCCACUACCCAGGAGAAGCUGUUGCCACAAGAAAGGGCAGCCCACUGCUAAUUGGAGUCCGAAGCAAAUACAAACUCUCCACAGAGCAGAUCCCCAUCUUGUAUAGGAAUUGUAAUAUUGAGAAUGUGAAGAAUAUCUGUAAAACAAGGAUGAAGACUGACAGCUCCACCUGCCUUCAUGCUGUGGGCGAUAAAGCAGUGGAAUUCUUUUUUGCUUCUGAUGCAAGUGCCAUCAUAGAACACACCAACCGGGUCAUCUUCCUCGAGGAUGAUGAUAUUGCCGCAGUGGCUGAUGGGAAACUCUCCAUUCACCGAGUCAAGCGCUCAGCUAGUGAUGACCCAUCUCGAGCCAUUCAGACCCUGCAGAUGGAAUUGCAGCAAAUCAUGAAAGGUAAUUUUAGUGCAUUUAUGCAGAAGGAAAUCUUCGAACAACCAGAAUCAGUUUUCAACACCAUGAGAGGUCGUGUGAAUUUUGAGACAAACACAGUGCUCCUGGGUGGCUUGAAGGACCAUCUGAAGGAGAUUCGACGAUGCCGAAGGCUCAUUGUAAUUGGCUGUGGAACAAGCUACCAUGCAGCUGUGGCUACGCGGCAAGUUUUGGAGGAACUGACUGAGCUCCCGGUGAUGGUUGAACUUGCUAGUGAUUUUCUGGACAGGAACACACCUGUGUUUAGGGAUGAUGUUUGCUUUUUCAUAAGCCAAUCAGGCGAGACUGCAGACACACUCCUGGCUCUGCGCUACUGUAAGGACCGCCGAGCCCUAACUGUGGGUGUCACCAACACUGUGGGCAGCUCCAUCUCCCGCGAGACUGACUGCGGUGUCCACAUCAAUGCAGGGCCAGAGAUCGGUGUGGCCAGCACCACGGCUUACACCAGCCAGUUCAUUUCUCUUGUGCUGUUCGGUUUGAUGAUGUCCGAAGAUCGAAUCUCACUGCAAAACAGGAGGCAAGAGAUCAUCCGUGGCCUGAGAUCUUUACCUGAACUGAUCAAGGAAGUGCUGUCUCUGGAUGAGAAGAUUCAUGACCUGGCCCUGGAGCUGUACACACAGAGGUCACUCUUGGUGAUGGGGCGGGGCUAUAACUAUGCCACAUGCCUGGAAGGAGCCUUGAAAAUUAAAGAAAUAACUUACAUGCACUCAGAAGGCAUUCUGGCUGGGGAGUUGAAGCAUGGGCCUCUGGCGCUGGUCGAUAAGCAGAUGCCAGUCAUCAUGGUCAUCAUGAAGGAUCCUUGCUUUGCCAAAUGUCAGAACGCCCUGCAGCAGGUCACAGCCCGCCAGGGUCGCCCAAUUAUACUGUGCUCCAAGGAUGACACUGAAAGUUCCAAGUUUGCAUACAAAACCAUAGAGCUGCCCCACACCGUCGACUGCCUGCAGGGAAUCCUGAGUGUCAUUCCACUUCAGCUUCUUUCCUUCCACCUGGCUGUUCUCCGAGGAUAUGAUGUUGAUUUUCCGAGAAAUCUGGCCAAGUCUGUCACCGUGGAAUGAAAACGAGACCCUAAGGAGACCAUCACCACCUUUGGUCUGCUUUAAGACCCAUCCCAACUACAGGGAUGUCACGUGGGGAAAGUGGGCAUUCUGCGUGUUCCCAGUAGAGCUGACAGCUUCAACGUGCCUUGUACCCAAGUGCUUUUGCUUAUAGCAAAUACUGUUUCUCUGUGUCCUGAAGUUGCCAGGGAGAAGGGGAUCAUUGUUUACACAUGGGGAUCAGAGCAGACUUUUCCACUACUGUGCAAUAGAGAUAUGGCUCUCUUCAGAGUAACUGUGAACCUUUUUUUAAACCAACACUAGUUUUAAAAGACAAAAUAUUUAUAAUGAUGAUUGUAUAGCUUUUAAGUUAUUUUUCUAGUAUGUGGCUUUCUGUAGCCAUGGUAAUGCCCAGACUGUGCAUUUCAGCUAGCCAAUGCGCUGUUUCUGGACUCACUCCUGGCGAGUGGCUUUCAUCUCAGAUUUGAGCACAAAGCAUUGACCCUCUGGACUCCUUUCUGUUUUCCCUUCCUUUCUAGGCUGCUUCUGAUUCCUGUCCCCUGACAUCAGUGAAGUCUUUCCAGACAUCUUCCUAUGCCUCCUAUAAAUCCAAUUGAAUCUCAAUUUCCUUCAACAUUUUCUUCUUGUCUGUGGCCCAUAUCCUUUCAACUCUCUGACUUCUGUCUAAUGAGAUCAUGGUUCUUUUUAAGCCCAGCAUUUUGGUCCCUGCUCCCUUCCCAUAGUAAAACAGCUUGAAAUGCCCUGUGCAAGAGGAUAGUUUCGAGUGGGCUGCCUUGCUCUCUAUUUAAAAGCGUGCACAAUCAAAAUACUAUGCAAUUUUAAGACAAUAAAGAAGUACAGAUUUUUUGGUCUUGUG
Molecule: messenger RNA, 2988 nt
Organism: Sciurus carolinensis (gray squirrel)
Lineage: Eukaryota; Metazoa; Chordata; Mammalia; Rodentia; Sciuridae
Gene: Gfpt2
Product: glutamine-fructose-6-phosphate transaminase 2
Biological process (GO): carbohydrate derivative biosynthetic process; UDP-N-acetylglucosamine metabolic process; protein N-linked glycosylation
Molecular function (GO): carbohydrate derivative binding; L-glutamine:D-fructose-6-phosphate transaminase (isomerizing) activity
Source: RefSeq, a predicted model, not a curated record